AAGCGUAGCCUCUUCUCCUUUACCAAGAUGGCGGCUUGUCCCUGUUUCGCCACAUUUUCUACCUUAUGAGCUUGGUUUCCUUACGCUAAUAAGAGUGGAACAGCAAAAGCUGGCAGGCUGACAGGUGCCUCAGGACGGACUCUCUGGCUACUGACCGUUUUGCUGUGACGUACCCGGACUGUGUGUAGGUGUGCAACCAACGAUGAGCUCUGUUGCAGUUUUGACCCAGGAGAGCUUUGCCGAGCACCGGAGUGGGCUGGUUCCGCAACAGAUCAAAGUUGCUGCUCUCAAUUCGGAAGAGGAAAGCGACCCUCCAACCUACAAGGAUGCCUUCCCUCCCCUCCCCGAGAAGGCGGCCUGCCUGGAGACCUCGCAGGAGCCAGCUGGGGCCUGGGGCAGCAAGAUCCGGCCCAUCAAGGCCUCUGUCAUCACUCAGGUCUUCCACGUGCCCCUGGAGGAGAGGAAGUAUAAGGAGAUGAACCAGUUCGGAGAAGGUGAACAAGCCAAGAUCUGCCUCGAGAUCAUGCAACGGACAGGCGCACACUUGGAGCUGUCCCUUGCCAAAGACCAGGGCCUCUCGAUCAUGGUCUCGGGGAAACUGGACGCCGUCAUGAAAGCCCGCAAGGACAUUGUUGCCAGACUACAGACUCAGGCCUCUGCAACUGUUCCUAUUCCCAAAGAGCAUCAUCGCUUUGUGAUUGGCAAAAACGGAGAGAAACUGCAAGAUCUGGAGCUAAAAACUGCAACCAAAAUCCAGAUCCCACGCCCCGAUGACCCGAGCAAUCAGAUCAAGAUCACUGGCACCAAAGAGGGCAUCGAGAAGGCUCGCCACGAGGUCCUCCUCAUCUCUGCUGAGCAGGACAAACGUGCUGUGGAGAGGCUGGAAGUGGAGAAGGCCUUCCACCCCUUCAUCGCCGGGCCCUAUAAUCGGCUUGUGGGUGAGAUCAUGCAGGAGACGGGCACCCGCAUCAACAUCCCGCCCCCUAGCGUCAGCCGCUCUGAGAUCGUGUUCACCGGGGAGAAGGAGCAGCUGGCACAGGCGGUGGCACGCAUCAAGAAGAUUUAUGAGGAAAAGAAGAAGAAGACCACCACCAUUGCAGUGGAGGUGAAGAAGUCACAACACAAGUAUGUCAUCGGGCCAAAGGGCAACUCCCUGCAGGAGAUUCUAGAGAGGACCGGGGUGUCUGUGGAGAUCCCGCCCUCAGACAGCGUCUCUGAGACUGUGAUCCUGCGCGGCGAGCCCGAGAAGCUGGGGCAGGCACUGACCGAGGUCUAUGCAAAGGCCAACAGCUUCACCGUGUCCUCUGUGUCUGCCCCCUCCUGGCUGCACCGCUUCAUCAUCGGCAAGAAAGGGCAGAAUCUGGCCAAGAUCACACAGCAGAUGCCAAAGGUCCACAUUGAGUUCACUGAGGGUGAGGACAAGAUCACUCUGGAAGGCCCCACAGAGGACGUGAAUGUGGCCCAGGGCCAGAUUGAGACCAUGGUCAAGGACUUGAUUAACCGGAUGGACUACGUGGAGAUCAGUGUCGACCACAAGUUCCACAGACACCUCAUUGGCAAGAGUGGAUCCAACAUAAACAGAAUCAAAGACCAGUACAAGGUGUCUGUGCGCAUCCCCCCUGACAGUGAGAAGAGCGACCUGAUCCGCAUUGAGGGGGACCCACAGGGUGUACAGCAGGCCAAGCGGGAACUGCUGGAGCUCGCCUCGCGCAUGGAAAACGAGCGUACAAAGGACUUAAUCAUUGAACAGAGAUUUCAUCGCACAAUCAUUGGGCAGAAGGGGGAACGGAUCCGUGAAAUCCGGGACAAAUUUCCAGAGGUUAUCAUCAACUUUCCAGACCCAGCACAAAAAAGUGACAUCGUCCAACUCAGAGGACCCAAGAAUGAGGUGGAAAAAUGCACAAAAUACAUGCAGAAGAUGGUGGCAGAUCUGGUGGAAAAUAGCUAUUCCAUUUCUGUCCCAAUCUUCAAACAGUUUCACAAGAACAUCAUUGGGAAAGGAGGUGCAAACAUUAAAAAGAUUCGUGAAGAAAGUAACACCAAGAUUGACCUUCCAGCCGAAAAUAGCAACUCUGAGACGAUUAUCAUCACAGGCAAGCGGGCAAACUGUGAGGCUGCCCGGAGCCGGAUUCUGUCUAUUCAGAAAGACCUGGCCAACAUUGCUGAGGUGGAGGUCUCGAUUCCGGCCAAGCUGCACAACUCCCUCAUUGGCACCAAAGGCCGCCUAAUCCGCUCCAUCAUGGAGGAGUGUGGCGGGGUCCACAUCCACUUUCCCGUGGAAGGUUCUGGAAGCGACACGGUUGUUAUCAGAGGGCCCUCCUCAGAUGUAGAGAAAGCCAAGAAGCAGCUGCUGCACCUGGCUGAGGAGAAGCAAACCAAGAGCUUCACAGUUGACAUUCGCGCCAAGCCGGAGUACCACAAAUUCCUCAUUGGCAAGGGCGGCGGAAAGAUCCGCAAGGUGCGUGACAGCACAGGUGCCCGCAUCAUCUUUCCCACGGCCGAGGACAAGGACCAGGACCUGAUCACCAUCAUCGGGAAGGAGGAUGCCGUCCGGGAGGCCCAGAGGGAGCUGGAGGCUCUGAUCCAGAACCUGGACAAUGUGGUGGAGGACACCAUGCUGGUGGACCCCAAGCAUCACCGCCAUUUCGUUAUCCGGAGGGGCCAGGUCCUGAGGGAGAUUGCAGAGGAGUACGGUGGGGUGAUGGUUAGCUUCCCACGGUCCGGCACUCAGAGUGACAAGGUCACCCUCAAGGGCGCUAAGGACUGUGUGGAGGCCGCCAAGAAGCGCAUCCAGGAGAUCAUUGAGGACCUGGAAGCUCAGGUGACCCUGGAAUGCGCCAUUCCCCAGCGGUUUCACCGCUCUGUCAUGGGCCCCAAGGGUACCCGGAUCCAGCAGAUCACCCGGGAUCACGGCGUUCAGAUUAAGUUCCCCGACAGAGAGGAGAACCCAGUUCACAGUGUAGAGCUGACCAUGCAGGAGAAUGGGGAGGAGACGGCGGAGGGCAGAGACGCCAAAGAGACAGACCCCGGAUCUCCACGGCGCUGUGACAUCAUCACCAUCUCUGGCCGCAAAGAGAAGUGUGAGGCCGCCAAGGAGGCCCUGGAGGCUCUGGUUCCUGUCACUAUUGAAGUAGAGGUGCCCUUUGACCUGCACCGGUACAUCAUCGGGCAGAAAGGAAGUGGGAUCCGCAAGAUGAUGGAUGAGUUUGAGGUGAACAUACAAGUCCCAGCCCCGGAGCUCCAGUCCGACGUCAUCGCCAUCACUGGUCUGGCCGCCAACCUGGACCGAGCCAAGGCCGGGCUGCUGGAGCGCGUGCGGGAGCUGCAGGCUGAGCAGGAGGAGCGGGCCUUGAGGAGUUUUAAGCUGAGUGUCACUGUGGACCCCAAAUACCACCCCAAGAUCAUCGGUCGGAAGGGGGCUGUGAUCACACAGAUUCGCCUGGAGCAUGAUGUGAACAUCCAGUUUCCCGACAAGGAUGACAGCCAGCCUCAGGAACAGAUCACCAUCACGGGUUAUGAGAAGAACACAGAGGCGGCCCGUGACGCCAUCCUGAAGAUCGUGGGUGAGCUCGAGCAGAUGGUCUCUGAGGAUGUCCCACUGGACCACCGCGUCCACGCCCGCAUCAUUGGCGCACGAGGCAAGGCUAUACGCAAGGUCAUGGAUGAGUUCAAGGUGGACAUCCGCUUCCCACAGAGUGGGGCCCCAGACCCCAACUGCGUCACCGUGACAGGCCUCCCAGAAAACGUGGAGGGGGCCAUCGACCACAUCCUCAACUUGGAGGAGGAAUAUCUGGCUGAUGUUGUGGACAACGAGGCACUGCAGGUGUACAUGAAGCCCCCAGUUCACGAGGAGUCCAAGGUCCCGUCCAAGGGCUUUGUGGUGCGGGACGCACCCUGGACAGCCAGCAGCAGUGAGAAGGCUCCGGAUGUGAGCAGCUCUGAGGAGUUCCCCAGCUUUGGGGCUCAGGUGGCUCCCAAGACCCUCCCGUGGGGCCCCAAGCGAUAA
Molecule: messenger RNA, 4006 nt
Organism: Chrysochloris asiatica (Cape golden mole)
Lineage: Eukaryota; Metazoa; Chordata; Mammalia; Afrosoricida; Chrysochloridae
Gene: HDLBP
Product: high density lipoprotein binding protein
Exons: 28
Coding region: 203-4006 (1267 amino acids)
Cellular component (GO): cytoplasm; nucleus
Molecular function (GO): mRNA binding
Source: RefSeq, a predicted model, not a curated record